Molecule: messenger RNA, 4046 nt
Organism: Cryptomeria japonica (Japanese cedar)
Lineage: Eukaryota; Viridiplantae; Streptophyta; Pinopsida; Cupressales; Cupressaceae
Product: disease resistance protein Roq1-like
Exons: 5
Coding region: 267-3815 (1182 amino acids)
Biological process (GO): defense response; signal transduction
Molecular function (GO): ADP binding; protein binding
Source: RefSeq, a predicted model, not a curated record
AAAAUCUCCUCCACUACAUUUUUUCUCACUUGAUUCACUCUCUUCCGCAAGCGUCUUUGUCUUGAAAUUGCCUUUGAAAACAUCUCCUUCCCAAACAGAUUUUCUAACAUUGACUAAAUUGUGUCCGGACAAAUCUUCUCCACUACAAAUUACUUGACUUCCCUUGGACUAAUUUUUAUCCUGUCUACUGGCCUUGAAAUCAAUCGUUACACAGUAAGACACCCCUCCUCAUUUAUUCUAUCAGCGUUCACUUGAGUUUUCUCAGAAUGGAAAUGGCUUCCUCUUCCACAGCCAAGCAACAUGAAUCUCAGCUAGAAAACGCUUUUGAUCAACUUGCACCUUACUAUGAAUCUACCUCAUCAGACCCGUGGGAUAUAUUUAUUAAUCAUCGUGGAAGUGAUGUCAAGCACACAUUAGCUGCUGCCAUCUACCAUAAACUUCAUCCCAUGGGAUUGCAUGUGUUUCUUGAUGUGGAAGCUCUUAAGCCUGGUGAUGUCGUGCCAGCAGAAAUACAGCACGCCAUAACUAGUGCUGCCCUUCACAUUGCCAUUCUUUCUCCCAACUAUGCUGAAUCCCCAUGGUGUUUGGCUGAGUUGUGCUUACUGCUCAAAACUGGUGCUAAAAUCAUUCCCAUUUUCUAUCAUGUUGAGCCAUCUGACCUCAGAUGGAUUGAUGUAGGAGAAGGUACGUAUGCUAAUGCAUUUUCAGAGCAUGGGAAGAAGCGAAAAUACUCCCCAGAAAAGCUUGACGAGUGGAGAAGGGCACUCUACAACAUUUCAUUCCAUUCCGGCUACAAGGUUAAAAAUAACGAGGAUGAGGCCAGAAUUUUGAAGAAUAUUGUGAAUUGUGUAAUCAAAGUCAUGAAUAAAGUAUCCUUGCCCGUAGCAGAGCAUCCGCAGGGAUUGGAUGAGCUUGUACAAGGCUUCCAAUCAGUUGCAAGUAAAGAGAGAAUACUAAUUACGGUGAUCGUGGGAAUGGGAGGUAGUGGUAAGACCACACUGGCCAAAGAGCUAUUCAACAGGAACUUUUCCUCCUUCAAGAAAUGCAGUUUUGUUUUCGAUGUGCGAGAUGCAGCAUCAAGGAAUGCUCUAGCUGACAAACAGAAAAAGCUUCUUGGGGACCUUGGUCUCGAUCAUAUGCCAUUCGAUCAUGUAGAUGAAGGCAAGGCGGUUCUAGCAAAUCGUUUGAGCUCUCAUCGAGUGCUCAUAGUUUUGGAUGAUGUUGAUCACGUCGACCAGCUGAAUUCUCUACUGCCAAAUAAAGACAAUCUUGGAUCCCAAAGUAUGGUCAUUGUCACAACACGAGAAUUGGGAGUUCUUACUACGUGGGGUCUCUCCUCCAUUUAUAAAAUGCCAGGACUCAAUAGGUCACAUGCCGAGAAACUCUUCUGCUGGCAUGCUUUCUUGCAACCCUCCCCACCCGCUGGAUUUAAAUCUCUGGUUGAAAAGUUCUUAAGGGCAGGCAAUGGUUUGCCUCUUUCACUUAAGGUAUUAGGGGGUCAGCUAUAUGGCAGAAACUCGAAAGAUACCUGGCAAUCCCAAUUGAAAAAACUAUCAAGAAUAUUGCCUACCGACAUCAAACAAAGGCUACAAGUUAGCUACGAGACACUUGAUGAAGAAGAAAAGGAGAUGUUCUUGGAUGUUGCUUGUUUUCUCAUUGGAGAAAAUAAAAGCAGGGCCAUAGCAUUAUGGGAUGGAUCAGGUUGGAGUGGUGUGCAUGGCUUAGAAACACUUGUGAAUAAAUGUCUUGUGGAGCUGGUUUCCGACCCAGUCUACCCUGGGCAAAGUCCCUCCUAUGCGGAUAAGAUAAUGAUGCACGAUCAUCUUAGGGAUAUGGGAAGAGAAAUUGCAAGUAGACAUUCUUCCUAUCGUAUUUGGUUUCCAGAGCAAACUUUUAACAUAAUGCAACAUUCCCUGGAAAGAAAGCUUAUUCGAGGGAUUCAAAAUGCCGAUGCCUUUUGUACGUUCAAAGAGUACCGGCAUCCAUAUAUGGGAAAUUCAAAUAGACAAUCUAAAAUCCCUCGAUUGUCUAUUAAGUUAGACAUUCUUUUUGUCAGAGGAAAUGAGUUCACAGAAGAAUUUGCAUCAUUAUCUGAAGACCUUGUGUGGCUCCGCUGGGAGAAUUUUCCUCAUAGAAGCCUUCCAUCAUGGCUUACAGUGAAAAAUGUAAGUGUUUUGGAGCUUUCAGGUGCUAAUGAGUUGGAAGAACUGUGGGAGAGCGAUGCGGAUCCUCCAUUGCAAUUGAGAGAGCUUAUCAUAUUUGGUCAGAGUAAACUGCACUCGCUUCCAAACUCAGUGAAGCAUCUUCGGUACUUGAAAAAGAUUGACUGUUAUUUUAAUGGUGGCAGUUUGCCAGAAGAGUUAUGUGGCCUCCAGUCACUGGAGUUCUUGGCUUUAUCAAACAGUGCAGUGCUAUCGUCUCUACCUGCUGGUUUUGGCAAUUUACUAAGCUUGCAGCAUUUAUCCCUACAGUUUUGCCGUCACUUGAAGACGUUGCCAGAUUCUUUCGAGCAGCUGAUACACCUGAAAUAUUUAAAUUUAUCAGGUUGUGAGGUGCUAUCUUCAUUGCCUACUGGUUUUGGCGAUUUGAUAAACUUGCAGACUAUAGAUCUGGACUCUUGUAAGCAGCUGAAGAUGUUGCCAGAUUCAUUCAAACACCUGAUACACCUGAAAUCUAUAAAUUUAAGGCACUGUGAAAAGAUUAAAUUGAGGUUGGAUAUGCUUGAGUACAUGAGGAAGCUUGAGUAUUUGAACCUCAGCUUUUGCAAGGAAAUGGAAGAUUUGCCUCUUCAAAUCAUAAAUCAGGCAUCCCUGACAGUGUUGGAUCUACAAGGUUGUAUCAAUUUAAAGGGUUCACCUACAAACAUUGGCGAACUGGGCAAGUUAAAGUCGCUAACAAUUGAAAGUCUUCUGUUGUUAAGCUUGCUAAAUUUUGCUGGAAGCUUAUACUGCUUGAUAAGUAUAUCAAUAGUAAAUUCUGUCAAUGAAACGACUUUUGAUACCGGGGCUACUUCUUCCGUUAAAACACUCAAGGAAUCACACUUAGAAGACUACCAACAAGUUUCCAGGAUGUUGAUUUCCAAUGAUAGUUGUCCCAGUCUUGGAACUCUAGAAAUUUGGUGGAAUCACCAUUUAAUGGAGAUAGAAACGCUUCCAGUGUCACUCAAGAUUCUAGAUAUAUGCAAGUGCAAAGUGCUGAAGAACAUCAAGUGUAUUGGUAGUCUUGUAAACCUCAAGAAACUGGAAAUAUCUGAGUGUCCGGAGAUAAACGAGCUUCCAAGUUUUUUAUACUUGGCUUCGCUAAAAAAAUUCAGAAUUAAUGAUUGCCCAAAAGUUGAGAAAAUAGAAUGUUUGGAACACUGUAAGUCAUUGAAGACACUGAAAAUAGGCUCCAAAGUGCCAGGAAUACCGAAUUUAGAGAAAGUACAAAGAUUGGAAAGGCUAGAGCUCGAAUGCAACACCAUAUCAGCUCUUAAAUCUUGUAUUCAGUCUAUGAAGGAAUGUCCACGUGAAAUGGAGAUACAAAGUAGCGUGAUCCAGUUUGUGAAGCCAACUGUAAACGCUUUGGAGUUUCCUGGUCUUACGUUCAUGGAGAUGGAAGCAGGGUCCGCUCUUUCAAUGAUUCGGGAUUCUGCUUGUAUUUUGUAUUAUGAUGAGAAGAGGAAAGUGGUAUAUAUAGGUGUGUACCUCCAAAACGCAGGCUAUUGUGCAUACAACUAUGCAACAAGAUUUAGAGGGAAGAAAGCAAUGGUAGUGACAGGCCAAGAGGGAAGAAUUGUGCAAGCAUUUUACCAAUUAUUCGCACUCCUGGAAUAGUUGGCUCUUGCACAAUGCUCAGACCUGGCACAAUCACAAUCUUGACAAAGGCAGCAAUAGCAACUUUACAGUUUUGGUUAGAUAUCUUAAGGUUGUUUGUCUACUAACAAUUUGCAUUUAUGUGUGAGCGAAAUGUAAUUAACUAUUAUUUUAGGAAGAGGUGAGUAUGAGAAUGUAAGAGAAGGGAGUGCUGGUGUAGGUUGUAUUGUUGAGAACAAGUGAAUUAUAUAA